UUUUUCUAUUAUUCGUAAUAAAAAAAAAAAGGUGUUGUUAACGCGUUGAGAAGAAGAAAUAAUUUAGUUGUGCAUUAUCGACCUUGUCAAAAGAGUUUCCUGUCAAACUUCGUCUUUUUUUUGGAGGGUGGGGGUGGGGGGUCUGGGGAAUUUUUAUCUCUCUCUUUUUUUUCUUUUUUUUUUUUUAAUUCAAUUCUUUUCUCCUUUUUUUCGUAAUGUUGUCGCUUCACGGAUGCCGGCACGUUGACCCCUUGUCGUCUCUUUUCUCUUCGAAUACGCGUGCCCCUGUUGGUGGUGCGGUGUCGACGGCAACAACACAACGACUCAUGCAUACGAUCAAAAGAUAUAAUCCUACUACUACUACUACUACUACUAUUUAUAAUACUUGGACCAAACGAGAUGCUGCUUCUAUACCCUCCUUUCAUACCGUUAGAUAUUGAAUGGAUCCGUUUCGAGAAAUCGCACACGAUAGACGCGUCCAAAUACCACGACGGCUACACCACUCGAGUCAAACUCGACCGACUUCCCUUUGACUAAACAAGGAUACUGAUGCGAAAACUGUGCAGUGCCUGAACGAAGCGUCAGCUUCGUGAAAGAUAAAAAGAGAAGCACAAGAAGAAGAAGAAGAAAAAAGGAUUAAAAGAAAGAAAGAGAAAGAGGAAAAGAAGAAGAAGAAGAAGAAGAAAAAAGAACAAGUAGAACCAGGAUGUUGCAGAGUUGCAACGGGAGCACGUCCCGACGUGCCAGGCGAGUCCUAGUGUUCGUUUUUGCAUGGAGUUUAGUGAUGAUAGCAGCAGUACAAUUUCGUCAUAUGGAAAACAGUGCAUAUCGAGCAGGUAGUAGUAAUAAUAAUAAUAAUCCCGUUAAUGUUGUUAAUCGAAAUAGCGAAGAAAAUAAUGUUAUUGGUGGUGGUGGUGGUGAUUUGAUCAUAGACGAUAAUAACAAUUACAUGGGUCGUGAAACGAUCGUGAGAACAAGACUAUACGAUAAAACGUCUUCCGAUUCGUCAAGUAGUAGUCUCGCAUUAUCUCGUUAUCUUUUGCAAAGAUCUAAAGACCCAGAGACUGGUUUUGGUAAUAACAUAAUUGGUGGAUCGAUUAUACCAACAACAACAACAACAACUACUACUACUACUACUACGAUAAUAGGUAAUAAAAAUAACGAUGAAAAUCCAAUUACGAGAAAUCCAUUGGAUUUGGAGCCCCUGUUGGAUAAGAGACCAGCUAAAACUGAAGAAGAAUUGAUUGAAGAGAUUGAAGAAAGGUUACCAAGUUUACCGCUUGCUUAUUGGAGCAAAAGUAACAACAAGUUUAACGGUCAAUUAAAUAAAUUAUCCAAAAAGGGUAACGAGAGUUGUGCCAAUUUCAAGUUUCCAUCGAUCUACGAUCUAGAAUUUAAUAACGUUUAUUGGCAAACGUUGAGGACAAGUAACGGUACUUUCCAGUUCUUCGGAGCAUUUUACGAUAAACGAAAGCUUUCGAGGAUUGGUCCGGCAAUAAGGAUAGUCGGUAUGAUCGAUAGGAUCGAACCUACUAUUAAAACUUAUUGUCAGAUGUGGUUUGACGGUGAAAAAAGUCCCGUGGUUGUUGAAUAUAUGGAAUACAAAUACAUAUGGUAUCCUAAAUGGGGUAAUUAUAAACAGGGAAUAUAUCAGCCAUAUGUUAUAGCUUGCAAAAUACCGCAAUCUCAUUGGUCUAAAGGACCACCAGCAUCCAUUUCAAUGGUUGAAAAACCUUGCGACACUGCUACCAACAAUCUAAGAGUUAUUUAUAACAAACCCGAGCGUAAAAAAGAUUUUGCCGUAUGCGUUAAGGGUUUAGAUUUCUUGCACGAAGAUCUAUCUGUCAGAUUGGUCGAAUGGAUCGAAUUGAUAACCCUACUUGGUGCCGAUAAAAUAUUUUUCUACGAAUUACAAGUACAUCCUAAUAUAACGAAAGUUUUGAAUUAUUAUCAAAGACAUGGCAAAGUACACGUGACACCUCUAACAUUACCCGGUGGACAACCAAACGUUCCAUCCUUUCAACACAUGUACCUUACGAAAAAAACCAAUCAUAAAAGACAAAAUGAAUUAAUACCCUACAAUGAUUGUCUUUACAAACACAUGUACGAAUACGAAUACAUAGCACUGUUGGAUGUAGAUGAAGUGAUCAUGCCCGUUAAAGAUGCAACUUGGCAGGACCUUAUGAAAAGGGUUUUACCAAAGGCCUUCAAAAUACGAAAUGAGACACGUGCAUCGUACAACGUUAGAAACGUUUACUUCCUCGACGACCUGCUGCAGUCCCAUGGCCAUUUCAAGGACAUACCUAGAUACAUGCACAUGCUGCAGCACGUCUACCGUUCUAAGAACUUCACUAAACCAAACCAGUACAUAAAGUGCUUCCAUAAUCCAGAACGAGUCGUCACUUUGCACAAUCAUUUCCCAUUGGCGUGCCUUGGGGCAGGAUGUACGAGUUAUCCGAUCGAGACAGAAGAUGCACAAUUGCAGCAUUAUCGUGCCGAUUGUGUGAAGUCUUUAAAGAAGACUUGCGUCGAGUAUCGGGAGAACAGCAUCUUAGACACGACCAUUUGGAGAUAUAAGGAUCAACUUGUGGAACGAGUUACCAGAACAUUACAAAUCCUUGGAUUCUUUGGUCCAAGCUAGCGUCACGUAUUUUUUUUUACUUUUUUUUUUUUUUUUUUUUUUUUUUUUUACCUACAAACUCUCAUCACAGAUUGACAGAGUUUUAUUCUAUUGAUAUUGUUUUUUUUUUUUUUUACACAUUAUAUAAUCCUUAUUAUCGAAUUUUGCUGAUAAAAUAUUCUUGGACGUGUAUGUUCGUUUGAUUUCAACAUAUCAACGCGACAAAUCUAGAAUAAUGAAAUAUUUUUUUUUUGUGUACGUUCGCAAAAAACAAUUGAUAUAAAAAUAUACAUCAAUUACCAAUCGUUUAGAUUGAUCAUCUUCAAAUUGUAUUCCAUUUUAAGGGAACUCUUAAAUUUCACGUAAUUUUUUUCAUCAAAGAUUUUCUACGAAUUAUUUUUCUUUAUAUUGUAUUUAUAUUAUUCAUUGCGUUUACUAUGAUGAAUUUUAUAAAAUACUUUUUACACUCGUAAUUCUAAAAGGGCUCCUAUCGUUAAUUCAAACGUUAACAGUUUGAAGAAAACAUUAUUUGUUAGAUAAAACGUAUAUUUUUUGUUUUGUAUUAUUUUUUUUUUUUUUCAAAUCUUUAAAAUCACGAAUCGAUUUAAAUCUUACUGAAGAAUAUAUAUAUUUUGUGUUUUCGAGUAAUAUUAUUGUUAUCGAAAUUUAUUAAAUGGUUCGAAAAGU
Polistes dominula (European paper wasp) is the source of this 3307-nucleotide messenger RNA. RefSeq lists its product as uncharacterized. The record is from RefSeq and is a predicted model, not a curated record. Gene Ontology annotation, molecular function: glycosyltransferase activity. Gene Ontology annotation, cellular component: cytoplasm. NCBI's taxonomy places the organism in Eukaryota, Metazoa, Arthropoda, Insecta, Hymenoptera, Vespidae.